Gigantopelta aegis is the source of this 5258-nucleotide messenger RNA. RefSeq names its product kelch-like protein 6. Lineage: Eukaryota; Metazoa; Mollusca; Gastropoda; Neomphalida; Peltospiridae. The transcript has a single exon. Gene Ontology annotation, molecular function: protein binding. Bases 725 to 2146 code for a protein of 473 amino acids. The record is from RefSeq and is a predicted model, not a curated record.
AUCUGGUGUAGCAAAGGCCGUGGUAUGUACUACCCUUUCUGUGGGAUGGUGCAUAUAAAAGGUGCAUUGCUGCUAAUCGAAAAGAGUACGCGUAGCCCAUUUAUUCAUAUUGUCAUUACUGGUAUACAGGAUUGCAAACGAUUUGCCUCGCAUUUUUAUCAGGAUUACAACUAAUAUUGUGGGUAGAAUGAUGCAAACACUUGGUGAAAUUGUUUCAGGCUGUUUUUGCCUGAAUAUGUCUAUUGUUUUUUUCACAAAUUUGAUGAUUUGCUAACGAUAUAUUUACCUAUACAUGUAAAGGCCUAGCUAGUUAUUUUUUCUUCUGAUUUAUGGACCAUCGUCAUAAUUCAAUUAUUUUUACAAAGCAUUAAUAAUAAGUGGGAUAUGGUGGUUUAGAAAAUAAUUAUUCAAAGUUGCGUAACGGACAGACGACGUGAAUGUGAAGUAACGUACCUUGUUUUUGCAUCGUUCGGGUAUUGCCCCUAAGUCAUAUUGUAAAAUAACACCAGUUUAUACUGUGUAUGACAGACGUUUGUUGAUAAUAUAUGACGGGAAAUCAACUGAAUGGAUUUAAGAGUGUAAUAUGCUAUAUUUUUAGUAUAGCACCAGUACAUGUAUUAUUUUAAGCUUAUAUAUCUGCCGUCAAAAUGAAUUCAGAUUUUACCAUUUAAAUUAGGUGCAUUACUACAACACUUCUUCUGUUUCAGAUCAAAGUCGUGGAAUAAUGGAUCGUACUAAAAGCAACAUUCUCCAAAACAUCCACGAAGAGAUGGUCAAAGGUACGUUCAAUGACCUUGACAUUGUCUGUGAGAAUGGGACAACGAGCGCAAACCGUUUGGUCCUGGCCGCGAUGUCGUCUUACUUCCGGGCAAUGUUAACAUCAGACAUGACAGAGAGUCGGACGGGCAUCUUAAAUCUGCCCACUGUCUCGGUGUCGGUGUUUCAGGAUGUUAUCAAGAUGUGUUUGUGUUCAGUGGAUCUUGUAAACGAAGACAACUGCGUCAAAAUGUUAGACGCAUGUGAAAUGAUGCAGCUUGAUGGCGUCAAAGAUCUGUGUCAUCGUUAUCUUAAGGAAAGUCUAGUGAUCAACGCCGACAACUGUCUACAGUGGUGGAGACUUAUGAACCGCUACAAUGUUCCUGAUUUGUCCAGCAGAGCAUUCUCGUAUCUGACAGAAAACUUGACUGACCUUGUUGAAACAGAAAAUAUUGGUCAUCUGACAAAGACAGAACUUUUACAAAUAUUGUCCAAAGAUGAUUUGAAAUGCAAAGAAGAUAUAAUUAUGAAAGGUGUUAUGAAGUGGAUUGAAAGAAAUAACCCGGAUGCAGAUGAUGUAAAGUGUAUAUUUGAAAUGAUCAGAAUUGAUCUUGUUGAUGCAAAAUUCCUCAUUGCGAAUGUGGUAUUUUCUAAAUUAAUUUCAGAAAAUAACUCUGUUCAGCAAAUGAUAAAAGAUGUGAUGCUUUCAAAACUGUCUACACGUUCUGUCAGCAGAUUUCAUAAUGUGCGUAGAAAUGUUUUUGUGUUGCACUACAACCAAACUACACUUCUGUCUUGUUUUACAUCAGAAGCGACAUGGGAAGACGUUCCACCUGCUCCAGUAAAUCCUGGAUUGUGUUAUUCAGCAGCAAGUCUAGGUAACAAGAUCUACAUCACUGGUGGUGACAGUAGAAGAAAAUGUACACUCGUCUAUGACGUCUGUAGAAGAGAGUGGGAAACAGGUCCAGAUCUCGAACAACAACGCGUGGUUCACUGCAUGGCCACAGCUAAUUCUAAAGUGUAUGCAAUUGGUGGUAUGUACAGCAACACGAUUGAAGAGAUGAGCGAGAGUGAAACACGUUGGCAGGUUGUUGGAAAUUUGAAACAGAACAGAGAGAAUGCAUUCACCGCUACAGUUGGACACAACAUUCUGGUGAUGGGCGGACGGAGUGGAGGACGUGGAUCAGAUGUUAUCCAGUGUAUCAAUACAGCAACCCGCUGUGUGUCUAACCUCAGCUCAAGUUUACCACACAGCUCGGAGUGUCUGAGAGGUUCGGUUCACCUCCCUGAUGUAUAUCUGCUGGACUAUGAUGGAAAUGUGAUGCACAUCCAGGUCACUGACAGUGAUGGUGAAAUCAAGAUUCAAGUCAAGUCAACAACGAAAUGGUGAUCAUUUGAAUAUUGUUUUGGCGUAUUAUGGCAGAACGGAAGCUUGCGGUCCUUCAGUGGCUGCAGCACUAAGUGUGAAAUUAGAAAAUACAACCUGGCUGAAGGAAAAGAGGACAAUAUAACUUUCCCAGAAUCAACGAGAAGUGGUCAAGUGCUUGGUGUUCUGCCAGUGUAUCAUAAAGCAUAACAGAUUUUGGAUUGAGUUUAUUCUGGGGCAUAACAUUGUUUGUGUAUUUAAUCUCACUGAUCAAGUGGGUCUCUUCCUAUUAGGAUCUAUUUAAAUUAUGCGUAAAACAUCACUGGCAGUUUGAUGAAUUUGGUCAUAAAACCUGUAGAGAAACUAAAAUUUGAUUUAACCAAAAAAACAACAACAUAAUAAUAAAAAUAAUAAAUAAAUAAAAAAUGCACCAAAAUUAAAACGCCUGAAAUAAAUGUAUUCAAUUGUUUCUCGAAAUAUCUUUUUGAUCAAUUAAUUAAAUAUAUUCGCUGAAAUCUAUUUUAAUUUGUAUAUUUGGCGAUUUUGAUAACAAAGGCUAAAGAUGGGGUCGGGCACCACUUCACCUAUUUUGGUUUAUGACUGGAUUAUGGCUACGGAGCUAUAAACCGGGGGAUAAGGCUUUAUUUUGUUUUGCUAGUUCUAGGUGUUUAAAGCUGCUGUUAUAACAAUGUUUACUAGUGCAAAAGAGAAACAUACAACACUUUUAAUAAACUCGACCUGGCGUGCGUCUUCACAAGAAACGUACAUGAUAAUAAUGGAAACGUAUCUUCUCAAUUAUUUAUCUUUAUUGGAUUGGAUCCAUGUUAGUUUAAGAGUGACUGUUUGCAACACAGUGCGCUUCGUGCAUUCACACAGGUGUCAGUUCAGUGUUUUACUUAUGUGUAUACUCAAAUAAUUAAUGUGUGUAAUCAAAUAAUGUGUUUCUGGUUGUGUGUGUAACAUAUUGACCAAGUGCUUAUUUCUGUGAAAAAACUUCUUGUUGGUUUAUGUUCCCCUUUUUAAUUUUAAAAUUAACAGUAACAAUAAACAUUAUGGUUUGUAUGGAAGGGGAGCGAGCGAUGUGAUAAGGCGUGUCACUGGUACGGACCACAAUAAAGUAAAGUAAACUUUUGUUUAACUACACCACUAGAGCACAUUGAUAUAUUAAUUAUCGGCUAUUGGAUGUCAAACAUUUGGUAAUUAAUGCAGCGAGGGAUCUUUUAUAUGCAUUUUCCCACAGACAGGAAAGAACAUACCAUGACAUUUGACCAGUUGUGGUGCACUGGUUGGAACGAGAAAAACCCAAUCAUUUGAAUGGCAAUAAUGAAAUAAAUCGUGGACAUUUAUACCCGCUCGCCCUAGUUUUUAUAUUGGGGAACAAAAAGAACAAGAAACAAACCCCAACAAGAAAACAAAAACAAACAGCAGCAACAGUAAUAACAAACACACCAUAAUAUUAAUAGAAUAAUUGUUCGAUGCGCGGUAUUUCCAAUAUCUUGUAAAAAACCAAAAAAAACACCGCCUCCAGUUUGACUCUUUUUUUUUGACAGAGAGAGAGAGAGAGAGAGAGCGCGAGAGAGAGCGCGAGAGAGAGAGAGAAUGAGUGAGUGUGUGUGUGUGUGUCUGUGUGUGUAAAUGUGUUAUUUAAACUACUGGUAUUGGAGCAUAAAAGUAAGAUUUAUUUAAAUUACGUGGGUUUUUUUUAUUCAAACCGUCCGCUGAUAUUAUAAGUAAACUGUAAGCACAAACGCGGUAAAUAUCUUUUAAAGGGACAUACACUAGUUUUUAAACACUAAGGUAUAUUUUUUACUAUUAUAGCCGUUUUUGAAAACUGAAAUCAUACUUUACUUAGAUUUUAUUGUUUAGGUUAUCCAUUUCCGUACAUUCGAAGUGUUUUUGGUCGUCCUGGUGUUCUUAAUAUCACAAAAUGCAUUUCUCAUAUUUUUAGAAACGCAUGCACGUCUGAGAAUUAACAGUUAUGGAGUCGAGUUUUAGUCUAUUUUUAGAGGGUAUUUCACCAUUUCAAAGUCACAGACUAAUCUUUCACUCAAUUGUAACUUUAUCCAAAUGUGUUACAGGUUUGUAGAUUAACUAAACUUAGUGUUAAUUUUCACGGGUUGAAAGUAGGGUCAGUCCCUUUAAAGCUAGUUUUGGUGUUUGAAUGUAAACUAUGAGAGACUAGAAUACAGCAUUCGUGGCUGUUAGACACCCUUACGGUCCCUAGUUCUCGUCCCAGCCAGGGCACCACGACUGGUUUAUCAAAGGCCGUGGUGCGUACUACCCUGUCUGUGUAGUCCUUCACCAUAGGUUUGACUAUGAGAGACUAGAAUACAGCAUUUGUGGCUGUUAGACACCCUUACGGUCCCUAGUUCUCGUUCCAGCCAGGGCACCACAACUGGUUUAUCAAAGGCCGUGGUGCGUACUACCCUGUCUGUGUAGUCCUUCACCAUAUGUUUGACUAUGAGAGACUAGAAUACAGCAUUCGUGGCUGUUAGACACCCGUACAGUCCCUAGUUCUCGUUCCAGCCAGGGCACCACGACUGGUUUAUCAAAGGCUGUGGUGCGUACUACCCUGUCUGUGUAUGUGUCAUCAUAUAUGAUGUUACUAUGUGUUACACUGUGUAUAUAUUAAGGGUCUCCCGUGUAAUUUUUAUAAAGUGUGUGUCAUCAUAAAUGAUGUUACCGUGUGUUACACUGUAUAUAUUAAACGUCUCAUCUGUAAUGUUUAUAAAGUAUGUGUCGUCAUAUAUGAUGUUAUCAUGUUACACCGUGUAUAUAUUAAGGGUCUCACGUGUAAUGUUAUAAAGUAUGUGACAUCAUAUAUGAUGUUACCACGUGUUACACCUUGUAUACAUUAAGGGUCUCAUGUGUAAUGUUUAUAAAGUAUGUGACAUCAUAUAUGAUGUUACCACGUGUUACGCCGUGUAUAUAUUAAGGGUCUCACGUAUAAUGUUUAUAAAGUGUGUGUCAUCAUAUAUGAUGUUAUCAUGUGUUACACUGUGUAUAUAUUAAGGAUCUCUCGUAUAAAGUUUAUAAAGUAUGUGUCGUCAUAUAGGAUGUAACUAUGUGUUACACCUUGUAUAUAUUCUGAAUAUGUUUGUAUAGACAGCUAAAAUAAACCAGUCUAUGUAUACAC